AUGCCCCCCCCUGCGCCCGGGGCCCGGCUCCGGCUUCUCGCCGCCGCCGCCCUGGCCGGCCUGGCCGUCAUCAGCCGAGAGUGCCCCACACACCUCUUCUCGGGUCUCUGCUGCUUCAUCGACGAGCAUGUGACCCGCGUGGCCUGGCUGAACCGCUCCAACAUCCUGUAUGCGGGCAAUGACCGCUGGACUAGUGACCCGCGGGUGCGGCUGCUCAUUAACACGCCCGAGGAGUUCUCCAUCCUCAUCACGCAGGUGGGGCUGGGCGACGAGGGCCUCUACACCUGCUCGUUCCAGACCCGCCACCAGCCGUACACCACUCAGGUCUACCUCAUCGUCCACGUCCCCGCCCGCAUCGUGAACAUCUCCUCGCCUGUGACGGUGAAUGAGGGAGGCAAUGUGAACUUGCUUUGUCUGGCUGUGGGGCGGCCAGAGCCCACGGUCACCUGGAGGCAGCUCCGAGACGGCUUCACCUCGGAGGGCGAGAUCCUUGAGAUUUCCGACAUCCAGCGGGGCCAGGCCGGGGAGUAUGAGUGUGUGACUCACAACGGGGUUAACUCGGCGCCCGACAGCCGCCGCGUGCUGGUCACAGUCAACUAUCCUCCAACCAUCACGGAUGUGACCAGCGCCCGCACGGCCCUGGGCCGGGCCGCCCUCCUGCGCUGCGAAGCCAUGGCGGUGCCCCCCGCGGACUUCCAGUGGUACAAGGAUGACAGACUGCUGAGCAGCGGCACCGCCGAGGGCCUGAAGGUGCAGACGGAGCGCACCCGCUCGAUGCUUCUCUUCGCCAACGUGAGCGCCAGACAUUACGGCAACUACACGUGUCGCGCCGCCAACCGGCUGGGAGUGUCCAGCGCCUCCAUGCGGCUCCUGCGCCCAGGAUCCCUGGAGAACUCGGCCCCGAGGCCCCCAGGGCCCCUGACCCUCCUCUCCGCCCUGGGCUGGCUGUGGUGGAGGAUGUAGGAAGAACCCAGAGCAGCUGCCUCCCGCUGCGGGGGGCCUGAGGCCGAGAGGGAGAGAAUAGGGGAGCAAGCGCCGUGGGUCUCGAGGGGGCAGAAGAGCUCUCGGCCACCGAGGAAGAAGAGAGGAGGAAGAGGAAGAAGAAAGAUCUUUAGAGAACCCAUCACUGUGAGGGAUAACGCAAAAUUAUGCAUCUUUCUACAGCCAUUCUCGCCACCCUUCACGUUUCCGAUUGUGACUCACCCCCGGCCACCCCACACCCCUCUCUUAGCUCAGGCUGUCGACCGGAUCGCGUGUGUGUAGUGGGUGUGUGUGAGCGUGAGCCCGCACGUGUGCGUCUGUGUGUGUGGGUGGGUGGGUAAGGAAGGGGGCUCAGCGAUCUUCCCUCCCCCGACGCCCCCACGUCCACCGCUCCCAGCCCUGCUGCCUCUCACCUCUGGCUGAGGUAGGUAUAAGGGCUUCGUGGUAGAAGCUGUGAGAUGUUUCCAGGCUCCCUGCUUUCCCGAUAUAUGCACGCACACCGCCCCGCCCCUCCCUGUUGAGAGGGUGUCUCUGGUGGCGACUGGGGAGGGGUGUCGCGCUCCCCUGUUGAGCUGUCAUUCAGCCUUUGCUAGCCGGUGGGGGAUCUCAUCUUGGCUCCGGGCCUCCCUGCUGUCAACCACCAGCUGCCUGCAGCCAGAGGCCCCAUCACUGGCUCAGCGGCCUGAGACCUUCCCACUUUCCCUGUCCCCCAACCCUGGACUUUCUGGCCCCCUCCUGGGCCAAUCGGUGCUUCCAUUUUACUGUCAGGCUGGUGCCUGUAGUCACCUGUCUGUCUCAGAGCUUUGCCCUGCCCACACCCCCCACUCCGCCCGCCACCUGCAGCGCCAGCCAGCUGCCCUCAGUGCCCCUGCAGCCGACCCACAGGUGUGGGCUUGCUGGCCUGCCACCCCCUGCCUCUCCACCAACUGUACCUCGCAAAGGCUGACCUGACCACCCUCACACACACUCAGAUAGACACACACACACACGCACCAGCGACUGUGACCAGCAAUAGCCCCCUGGCUCCAGCUGUCCUGUAGCUGGUGACCAGCUGUUGUUCACUCAAGGGUGGGCAACUGUCAUCGGGAGGGGGCGCUGAGAGGCUGCGACCUCAGCUCUGAUUGUAGGAAUACCCCACCCUGGCCACACCACAUCCCACAACGCGAGGGAGAGAGGCAUCACACAGACAUCCCCAGCCCAGAUCAAGAUGUCAAGGCACCAGCUCCAACUCCCAGGAGACCCUCUAUAAUCACCCACCCGGAACCACACCACCCAGAGCUUGGGGGGCACGAGGGCAGAGCAGGGGCUGGGGCAAGGGGCAGUGACUGUACCUCAGACAGGGGCGUGGGCCCCAUCCCACAUCGUCUUC
This is a messenger RNA of Equus quagga, 2350 nucleotides long. It is a transcript of the gene IGLON5, whose product is annotated as IgLON family member 5. Lineage: Eukaryota; Metazoa; Chordata; Mammalia; Perissodactyla; Equidae. Bases 1 to 963 code for a protein of 320 amino acids. The record is from RefSeq and is a predicted model, not a curated record. Gene Ontology annotation, cellular component: neuron projection. The transcript has 8 exons.